UGAGCAAAGGGAUGAGGUACCUUAUCUAACCGACUGGCCUUGAUAUAUACGUUGCAUGCCAGCCGAGUGACUAUUUCUCGUGUUCAGUAUCGGCAUGUCUUCGGUCCUGCGUACUUUAUCGUUUUUGACUGCGACAUGGCUGCUGUGGAAGUUUAUCCGCUGGCUGUUUAGCGAGGAUCCGCUGCGUGGUAUUCCUGGUCCUCCUUCGAAGUCGUUUCUGACUGGAAAUCUGGGCCGAUACUUCAAUCGCUACGGUUCGGAGUUCCAAAGGGAUGUUGCACUAAACUACGGUCCUGUCGUGCGACUCAGCGGCCCUUUUGGCAGCUCGGCAUUGUAUGUAGCCGAUCCACUUGCACUGCAGGCCAUGUUUGUGAAGGACCAGGCCCUAUACGACCAGUGGGACGGUAUUCUCAGGGGAUUUGCACUGGUCAUUGGCCCCAGCUUGCUAGGUACACAAGGGGAGCACCACCGUAGACAGCGCAAGCUAUUGAACCCCGCAUUCUCGACGAACAGCUUGCGUACGAUGCUGCCGGCAAUGUACGAGACUAUGCACAAGCUUUGUGACGCUGUCGGCUCUCGCAUAGGUGCACAGCCCCAGGAGGUUGAUAUACUACACUGGCUUGGACGCGCCUCCCUCCAGAUGAUAGGCAAGGGUGGUAUGGCUCAUUCAUUGGACUCACUCGUCGAGGAAAGGCCCAACAAAUGCGCAAUCGCCGUGAAAUCUUUGUUAGCGGCAAUGUUGGAGCUCAGCUGGCUGCAGUACUUGCUGCCGAUAUUUUCUCCCUUAGCCCCUCCGGCCAUAUGGCGAAAGGUUCUGGAUAUGGCACCGUAUCGGCCGAUGAGGAACAUGCUGGAUAUCAUGGAUACACUGGACAGCAUGGCGAAGGAGAUCUUCAACGCGAAUAAAUCAAGACUGCAGGGAGAGGCCACAAACCUUUCAGACUGCGACUACGAGCACCAGGGCAUCAUCGGUACAUUGAUGAAGGCUCAUUUAGAGGCAUCUGAGGAUGCCAAGGUGCCGGAGGAGGAGGCAGUCGCACAGAUCGUUACAUUCAUGUUCGCAGGGAUGGAGACUACAUCCAACACGACAGGCAAGAUACUGGAGUACCUCGCUCACAGGAAAGACUUGCAGGAGAAGCUUCGUAGCGAAAUUCUCGAGGCCAGUAACGGUGAAGACUUGCCAUAUGAUACGCUUAUGCAAUUACCCCUUCUCAACGGCGUGUACCGGGAACACUUGCGACUUGACCCGAUUGCCCCACUCGCCAUGCGGGAUGCCUUGGCGGACGCUGUCCUUCCCCUUUCAAAGCCUGUUCGCGGGAUCGAUGGAACACUUUUACGUGAAUUGCCUAUUGCAAAAGGAACGAAGAUUAUCAUCGGCGUGCUCGGAUCCAAUACGAACAAGGACGUGUGGGGGGAUGACACGCUAGAGUUCAAGCCCGAACGCUGGCUUUCUAAAGAGUUCUCGACCACAUCUGACGAAGAUAUCAGCGUCCCUGGAAUAUAUGCAAAUUUAAUGACAUUCGCUGGUGGACCAAGGUCCUGCAUUGGGUUCAAAUAUGCCGAACUACAGAUCAAGGCUUCGUUGGCGGUUCUCUUGACGAGGUUCUCGUUUACGCCAUCUCAAAAGCACAUCUUCUGGAAUGUUGCGAAUGCGAUCUAUCCCACCGUGGGCAAGGACAGCAACUAUAUGGAACUUCCGCUGAUAGUGCAGCGGCUGGAAGGCAAAACAUAAAAGGAAUAUCCGGGCUGCAUGCCAGAAAAGGAGUGAUUGAUGACGCAGAGAUGAUGCCAUUAUAGGAUGGUGACUCGUAUACCCGAACUUGUGGAGAGAGAACACGAAAGAAAAACUGCCACUCAGAGUUGCGCGAAUACACAGAAACGUUCAC
This is a messenger RNA of Laetiporus sulphureus 93-53, 1886 nucleotides long. RefSeq names its product cytochrome P450 monooxygenase. NCBI's taxonomy places the organism in Eukaryota, Fungi, Basidiomycota, Agaricomycetes, Polyporales, Laetiporaceae. The transcript has 15 exons. The record is from RefSeq and is a predicted model, not a curated record. Bases 95 to 1732 code for a protein of 545 amino acids. Gene Ontology annotation, molecular function: heme binding; iron ion binding; monooxygenase activity.